GGAAGGAGGGGCGCUCACGGAGCUCUCAACAAAACCUAUAGGGCCCCACAUCCCGCAGUCGGUGUAGGGGCUUAAAAAAAGGGAAAGCGGGGAAGAUCGGGCAGCGCCGCUCUGAUCUGCCCAGUCGGGCAGCGGGACUUUCCGAGCCGUCGCUAGAGGGAGGUGUGGUACAGAGAGAAGGGAGAGGAGGCAUCCGGGAGAGCUGCCAAGGCGGCCGCUGCCGGGGAGCAAGUAGGAAGGACAAGCCAAGCCAGGCGCUUUUCCCGACCGGGCUUCCCUUGCCUUGAAUCGGGCGCAAGAUUCCCCGGAGGCACCGCUGUCGAGGCAGCCCUCGGGAAAGGGGAGCUUUGGAGGGACUCCCCGGCGGAAACCGGCGAUCCUGGGAGGCUGGGCCGCUGAGGUUGCACGAGCAGGGACGACGGUGUCAUCCUCCCCCGCCUCUUCUUCGUCCCGCUCCUGAUAUUAAAUCUGUCAGAGCUGCUGCUGCUGCUGCUUCUCGCCGCAUAAGCGCAGGCUUUCCUCCGCGGCCUCGGGUUUCCAUUUUGGAUGGUAGCUCUUCCGUAGCCAGCUCUUCCCGGAGAGACCCCAGAAGCGUGCGAGCCGAGAGCGGGGGAAGUUCGCGGAGAAGCCCGCCCCUGCCUCCCCUCCGGCUCUCCUCCCAAACAAACAAGCCAGCCGGAAAGUCUAAAGAAGCUGCCAAGAAGGAGCGUGACCGAGAGACUCGCCCGGAGGAAAAGAGGAGGCGGAGGAGGAGAAGAAGCGCCGUUGCCCUCCCAUCUUCCGUCCUGAUCGCCUCCCCUUGGCUGAAUCCACCUUUCCUCCGACUUCCCUUCCUCGGAGGCGCCAGGGCAGCGAAAGCCGGACUCAUGAUGGCCUCAACCGCAACCUGCACCAGGUUUACCGAUGAAUACCAGCUCUUCGAGGAGCUUGGAAAGGGGGCUUUCUCAGUGGUGAGAAGAUGCAUGAAAAUCACUACAGGACAAGAAUAUGCUGCCAAAAUUAUCAACACUAAAAAGCUGUCAGCAAGGGAGCACCAGAAAUUAGAGAGAGAAGCUAGAAUCUGUCGCCUUUUGAAGCACCCUAAUAUUGUGCGACUUCAUGACAGCAUAUCAGAAGAAGGAUUUCAUUACCUAGUCUUUGAUUUAGUUACCGGAGGUGAAUUAUUUGAGGACAUUGUUGCGAGAGAAUAUUACAGUGAAGCAGAUGCAAGUCAUUGUAUACAGCAGAUUCUAGAAAGUGUUAAUCAUUGUCACCUAAAUGGCAUAGUGCACAGAGACCUCAAGCCUGAGAACUUGCUUCUAGCAAGCAAGUCGAAAGGAGCAGCUGUAAAACUGGCAGAUUUUGGAUUAGCAAUUGAAGUGCAAGGUGAACAACAGGCCUGGUUUGGCUUUGCUGGUACACCAGGAUACCUUUCCCCUGAGGUGCUACGAAAAGAUCCCUAUGGGAAGCCAGUUGACAUGUGGGCAUGUGGUGUUAUUCUCUAUAUCCUCUUGGUGGGAUACCCUCCCUUUUGGGAUGAAGAUCAACAUAGACUCUAUCAGCAGAUCAAAGCUGGUGCUUAUGAUUUUCCUUCUCCAGAAUGGGAUACGGUGACCCCAGAAGCAAAAGACCUUAUCAACAAAAUGCUUACAAUCAAUCCUGCCAAACGUAUCAAUGCGUCAGAGGCCCUCAAACACCCAUGGAUCUGUCAACGUUCUACUGUUGCUUCUAUGAUGCACAGGCAGGAGACUGUAGAUUGUUUGAAGAAGUUCAAUGCAAGAAGGAAACUUAAGGGAGCCAUUUUAACAACAAUGUUGGCUACAAGAAAUUUCUCAGCAGCCAAGAGUUUACUGAAGAAACCUGAUGGAGUAAAGAUAAACAACAAAACCAACGUGGUAACCAGCCCCAAAGAAAAUAUUCCCACCCCAGCGCUGGAGCCCCAAACUACAGUAAUCCACAAUCCAGAUGGAAAUAAGGAAUCAACAGAGAGUUCCAACACAACCAUUGAAGAUGAAGAUGUAAAAGCUCGUAAACAAGAGAUCAUCAAGGUUACUGAGCAGCUCAUAGAAGCUAUCAAUAAUGGGGAUUUUGAAGCCUACACGAAAAUCUGUGAUCCUGGUCUUACCUCAUUUGAGCCUGAAGCCUUGGGAAAUCUUGUAGAGGGGAUGGACUUCCACCGGUUUUACUUUGAAAAUGCUUUGUCUAAGAGCAACAAGCCAGUCCACACCAUUAUCCUGAAUCCCCAUGUCCACCUGGUAGGGGAUGAUGCUGCCUGCAUUGCGUAUAUCCGACUGACUCAGUAUAUGGAUGGAAGUGGAAUGCCAAAAACAAUGCAGUCAGAAGAGACAAGGGUUUGGCACCGCCGUGAUGGAAAAUGGCAGAAUGUUCACUUUCACCGUUCAGGAUCACCGACAGUACCUAUCAACUAAAUGUCAGCGCCGCCCACGUUGUGUCCUCCGCACUCCGCACUUGGUUGGCUCCUUCUGAGCCAUCCCGUUGCCCUCUUCAUGCAUGUUCUCUGAGUGCAUGAAGCUGUGAAGUUUCUUCAAGUGAUACGUUUAUGAUUGCAUCAUUUUGUUGUAUAUUCCAUUGGUACCUUUUGUUUACACUUCAUUAAAGGAGAUGUUCCAUGGCAAUUAGAAAUAGAGGUACAGGGAGAAAGUGUAAAGGGAAAAAUUGAAAUGCAAGAGUAUAUUCAGACUAUACAUCUCAUGCAAAAAUAUGAAUAUCAUCUGCAUGUGCACCCUAUAAAAACAAAGGUUAAAAAGAAUUAACUUCGUUUUAAUUUUUAUUAAUUUCUGAGUUAUUUGUUUUUAAAGGUUGUUGCCUAACCCUUUCGUCAUAGAAGGAUUAAUGAAAUUCCUACUAACAUCAUCUUUAAUGUAGGAUAUAUGGCAGACAUAGUGACUUAGACCAAAGCAUUUCUAUAGGUUUGAGGUCUUAAGAAGUUGCCUUUGCUGGAUUCACUGUGUAUAAACUGGAAAAAAGGCAAAAUUUGCAGCUUUGACUUCAGCAAGAAUGUUCAGUCACGGUGGUCAUUUGGUCAGCAAAUGUAACAGCAAAUUGUUUUCUUUCUUUUCUAAUUGCUUAUUUAGUGUCAUUUUAGGAAAAAAAAGAAUUAACAUUUGUAGCUUUCAGAAGCCAAGCAGUGAACAGAUUCAAUAUAGUUUCUGGUGAUAUAGUUUAUGGGUAAAAUAAAACUUUUUUUUAAUCAUUUUUUGGAUGUACAGUACAUUUAUUAAAGCAAGAUGUAGAUGAUUUUUUUAACUGAUAUUCUAAUAAGAUGUGUAGCAAUCUAGAACAAUUAGGUCUUAAAAGCUUAGUAUCAGGAGAUGUCUAAAUUUUCUUUGUAUCAAUUUAUUACCAGGAAACACCUGUUUUCUAAUAAUGUUGUCAAAUUUAAUAGUAACAAUUUUAUCCAUUUUUUCAUGGCUUAUUGACAGCCUUGAAAGUAUGAAAUAAAACAAUAAUUGUAGCUUUAUUAAUUUCUCCCUUUUCCCACAUGUCAAAUGUCCCUCAAAUGUCUAUUGCUGCAUUUAUACCUGCAAAACAAGCAGGCAAAUAUCUUCACUGUCAGUUUAAAACACAUUACUUGGAUAAUGUUUGUUUGCUUUUCUUGUAUAAAUAUGAAAUUGUAUUUCCAAAAGCAUUGCUCCUUCUAUUUCAGUUUUUUAAAAUUGUAUUAGUACUUUUCUUUCUUGUUAAAGUCUUUUUCUUUCAUUAAGUAGGGCAACCGAUUUUCUGUAACGUGUAUAGCGCAUGACAUUUUAAAUAAUGUUCUUUUUGGUAAGUAAAAAUUUACAACUUAUAACAGCUUGAAAAUUUUUAAAGCAGAGGGGAAGAAAAGUCCCAAUUUGUAUAACUUUCAUCUCUCUAUACUGAUUAUUAAUCAAAAGUGGAUCUUAUUCUUUAUACCUUGAUGUUGUAAACAUUAUGUUAGAGAAAUGUAAGCUUCUCUGGUGAUAGUUAUUACAUACUUUCAACCCACAGAAUUAUUUAGAACAAUCAUCAGUAAAUGUCUCAAGCCAUAUAAAUCUGCUAGAGGGAUCUGUGAAAAGAUAAUGGCCUCAUGCAUAAUUUUUUAUUAAUAAAUUCCUUCUUUUGUGAAGCAGCUUUAGGUGGCAUUAGUGUAUUUUUAUGUUAUGAAAUAUGGCAUAGGAUAUUUUUACUCUUUUACCAUAGCAUGCUAUAAUGCCAUAUUAUUCUAGAUCAUCUGUCUUCCACACUGAGAUGUCAGAAAUACAGUGUGAGUUAGUUCUUUAUACUCCACCUGAAUUAUUCAUCUAAUUCUUUGCCAUUUUAAUACACUGCAGUUUACUGUGAGACACAGUGUGUAGGUAUUUGUGUUGUAUACAUAUAUAUGUCUUUCUGUGUGUGUACACACAUAUAUAUGUAUAUACAUAUAUAUGUACAUAUAUAUGUGUGUGUGUCUAUAUAUUUAUAUAUAUAUAUAUAUAUAUUGAUAUAUAGAUUAAUACAUAUCUCCUGCCACAAUGGUAAAGAACUGACAGAUAUAUUUAAGAAUUAAUAAAUUUGUGAUUUAUGCUGA
Messenger RNA from Candoia aspera, 4528 nucleotides. RefSeq names its product calcium/calmodulin dependent protein kinase II delta (gene CAMK2D). The record is from RefSeq and is a predicted model, not a curated record. Gene Ontology annotation, biological process: protein phosphorylation. Gene Ontology annotation, molecular function: calmodulin binding; calcium/calmodulin-dependent protein kinase activity; ATP binding. Lineage: Eukaryota; Metazoa; Chordata; Lepidosauria; Squamata; Candoiidae. Bases 867 to 2408 code for a protein of 513 amino acids. The transcript is spliced from 20 exons.